Saprolegnia diclina VS20 is the source of this 1632-nucleotide messenger RNA. RefSeq lists its product as hypothetical. The record is from RefSeq and is a predicted model, not a curated record. Gene Ontology annotation, molecular function: RNA helicase activity; ATP binding; RNA binding. NCBI's taxonomy places the organism in Eukaryota, Oomycota, Saprolegniomycetes, Saprolegniales, Saprolegniaceae. Bases 44 to 1591 code for a protein of 515 amino acids. The transcript has a single exon.
GCGAGGAAGCGUAUCAAACAACCUUUUUUCGGGUGGCAGCGAGAUGGCAGGCAAGCGCAAAGCCGUCGACGCGCCCGGCAGCGAGAGCGACGACAGCAGCUUCGAGGUCGCCCCAGCCGCCCAUGAGAGCGACACCGCCGCCUCGGAUAAUGACGACGAAGAUGGCUUUGAAGUUGUCGCAUCGAACGCUGGGCCGCUGGAUGCGAACGCCCGCUGGCAGCAGCAGCAGCACAUCUCGAUCGUGGGGCCGGGCGUCGAGUACAAAGCGCCUGCCGCCAUGCGUGCGCUCGAGUCGACGCCGUUCUCAUCGGCGGCGGUGGCGCAUUUGACUUCGAGUGGCUUUGGCACGCCGACCCCGACGCAAGCGCAGUCGUGGCCCAUCGUGCUCGCCAAACAAGAUUUGAUUUCGAUCGCCAAGACCGGGUCUGGUAAGACGCUCGCGUACCUUCUGCCGUCGUUCCACGCGCUCACGGCGCCCAAGAAGCACGUGCAGCGCACGAAGAAGAAGUAUGCGUUCGCGGUCAAGCCCAAAGACCCGCGCCUCGUGAUCCUCGUGCCGACACGCGAGCUCGCCAUGCAGAUCCAGAGCGAAGCGAAGAAGCUGCUCAAGCCGUACCCGCUGCGCAUCGUGUGCAUCUUUGGUGGUGCGUCCACGAAGGAGCAGGUCGAGGCGCUCGACCUCCACGGCGUCGACGUGCUUGUCGCGACGCCCGGUCGGCUGCGAGACUUUGUGAGCAGUGGCCACCUUGGCUUGGACAAGGUCGAAAUCGUGGUCCUCGACGAAGCCGACAAGAUGCUGGAGCUCGGAUUUGAAGACCAGAUCCGCCACCUCAUGAAGCUCCUGCCGUCGACGCGCCAGACGCUGCUCUUCAGUGCGACGUGGCCCGUCGCGAUGCAGACGCUGGCUGCCAACUACAUGACCUUGCCUGUCCACGUGACGAUCGGGUCGACGUCGUCGCCGCAGCUCAACCGCGACAUUGCGCAGCACUUUCUCAUCUGCACAUCCGAAGCCGACAAGAUGGCCAAGCUCAAGCAAGCGCUCGACAUUGACGCGUCGAUGAAGGCAAUCGUAUUUUGCCGCACCAAGGUCGAGUGCGACAAGCUCGCGACGUUCUACGCCGACCCGACGGUGGGGUGCGUGCACGGCGACAAGCUCCAGAGCGAGCGCACAAUGACCAUGAAUGCCUUCAAGAAGGGCACGGUCAUGACGCUCUUUGCCACCGAUGUUGCGGCGCGCGGUUUGGACGUCAAGGACGUCGGCCUCGUCGUCAACUAUGACGUGCCCGAGAGCAUCGAGACGUUCGUGCACCGCGUCGGUCGCACGGGCCGCGCCGGCGAGCGCGGUGUGGCCGUGACGCUACUGACCGCCUAUGACAUCACCUUUGCGCGCAAGAUUCCGGCGAUGCUCAAGGCCGCCGACAUGGACGUCCCGAAGGAGCUCAUCCAGCUCAUGCGGGACGUCAAGGUCGCGCCGGUUCGCGAUGUCCAGCCCAAGGCCAAGAAGCCCAAGGUCCCGCCGCCGCAGCCGCGCAAGGCCAAGGGCAAGGCCAAAAAGGUCUCGUCCAAGAAACGCCGUACGCUCUGCUUAUAAGAAUAACAUGUAUAAAGAAUAGAGAUAUCUAUGAUUCCUAG